Molecule: messenger RNA, 1183 nt
Organism: Colletotrichum navitas
Lineage: Eukaryota; Fungi; Ascomycota; Sordariomycetes; Glomerellales; Glomerellaceae
Exons: 2
Coding region: 85-723 (212 amino acids)
Source: RefSeq, a predicted model, not a curated record
CGGAUCACCCGGCUCCAUCGGGGAGUGUUAAGAUCGGCUCACCUGGUCGGGCGCCAGGGAGAAAAUGUGAACUCUUUAAAGAGCAUGGAUAUAUCUCGUCAACAAACCUUUAUCCAUCAUCUGUCUAGCACAUUGUUUGUACAACCUCAACCUGUGAACGCCUUUACAGCCAAGUACUCACCGUACCACCGUCGCAAGAUGAAGUCUUUAGCUGUUUUCUCCCUUACUGCCGCCCUUGUCAGUGCAGUCAGCAUGGAGCCCUAUAAGCCUGCCGCAGGGGUUGAUCCGGCCUUUGCCAAGUUUGUGGAGGAGUACUACCUUACAUCCGAAGACAAGGAGGCAACCACCUCAUUUACGAACUUCUGGCCUGCGGACGGCAAGCUCAUACUUGCUGGACGCACGUUCUCCGGGUCUUCAGCCAUGCUGGGUGUUAAACAAGGAUUGCUUCCGCCCGCUGGGAACAAGUCAUGGUGGCAUUUGAUCCGCGGUGCCACUGUAGCUGAUGAGACGGAGGCAGAGAAGAGGUUUGUUGCAGAUAUUGUGAUCCAGACGACAUAUGUAGGAGGCAACUGCUCGCAAGCGUACGGUAACGCGAGCUUUACAAUCUUGAAGGACGGGCAAGGCAUACCGAGACUGGAACCUCAUUCCGAGAGCCUCAGCGUGUACAACCUUACCGUUUCAACAACAGAUUCGCCCACGGACAUCCCAUGCAGCUCAUCUUGAGAAAAUAAGACACAGAGAGCAGAGGUUGAGGGUUUCAAAGGAGUACAUGAUCUGCUCAUAGUGAGCUGCUGAGUCAGCAGGGAUCCUGCUCCUCUAGAUGAGCCUCCCCUCACCCUCACUGGUAUCAUCUAGAUGGAGCAGAGGUAGCAUCUUUCGUGAUGGCUUUGACAACCUAAACUGGAGGGCGCCGCUCCCCGAAACGAACGGUGUGGAACAUAGUGUAGCUGCAUGAGAUCCGUCUUGGACGGUGAAAGUGGCUGUUAGCGUAAUGGACGUUUUCUGGGGCUGAUGAUGCCCUAGGGUGUGCCUUCAAUAAUAAUCGCGAUCCAGGCAUCAAUAUGUUUGCAGAAGAUUUCCUUUCUUCUUCAUAUCUUUUGUUCUUACUUUUUAAGUUCUUGUUAGGACUUUUAGUCUAUAGGUCCCCUCUAUUACUUAUCAGAAAAAAGAGAUCAAUUUAGAG